Lonchura striata (white-rumped munia) is the source of this 2757-nucleotide messenger RNA. It is a transcript of the gene MYLIP, whose product is annotated as myosin regulatory light chain interacting protein. The record is from RefSeq and is a predicted model, not a curated record. Gene Ontology annotation, cellular component: cytoskeleton. NCBI's taxonomy places the organism in Eukaryota, Metazoa, Chordata, Aves, Passeriformes, Estrildidae. Gene Ontology annotation, biological process: ubiquitin-dependent protein catabolic process. Gene Ontology annotation, molecular function: cytoskeletal protein binding; ubiquitin-protein transferase activity.
GGGGCGCGGGACAGGCUCUGUUGGGGUCCGGGCGUGGGCGGCGAGCGACGCGUGCGGGGCUCAGCCCGUGGCGACAGCGGCGGCGGCCGCUCCGGGUGUCCGCGGCGGCAGCAGCAGCAGAAGCGGCUGUCCCCAACCAUGCUGUGCUAUGUGACCAGGCCGGACGCGGUGGUGAUGGAGGUGGAAGUAGAGGCGAAAGCCAACGGCGAGGACUGCCUCAAUCAGGUUUGCAGAAGGUUGGGGAUUAUAGAAGUUGAUUAUUUUGGACUGCAGUUCACUGGCAGCAAAGGGGAGAAUCUAUGGCUGAAUUUGAGGAACAGGAUCUCCCAGCAGAUGGAUGGUUUAGCCCCUUACCGAUUGAAAUUGAGAGUCAAGUUUUUUGUUGAGCCACAUCUUAUCUUACAAGAACAGACAAGGCAUAUGUUUUUCUUGCAUAUAAAAGAAGAUCUUCUUGCUGGUAAUCUCCAGUGUUCUUCAGAGCAUGCAAUUGAACUUAGUGCAUUGUUGGCACAGAUGAAGUUUGGAGAUUAUAACCAGAACACUGCCAAGUACAAUUAUGAAGAGUUGUGUGCAAAAGAGCUCACCACUACCAUUUUGGAGAGCAUUAUUACAAAGCACAAGGAGCUAGAAGGUCUAAGUCAAGCAUCUGCUGAAUACCAGAUUCUACAGAUUGUUACAACACUGGAGAACUAUGGGGUAGAGUGGCACUCAGUAAGAGAUAGUGAAGGGCAAAAACUCCUUAUUGGUGUUGGACCUGAAGGCAUAUCCAUCUGCAAAGAUGACUUCAGUCCAAUCAACAGGAUUGCUUAUCCUGUUGUUCAAAUGGCAACUCAGUCUGGAAAGAAUGUAUAUCUGACUGUUACCAAGGAGUCUGGUAAUAGCGUGGUUCUCUUGUUUAAAAUGAUCAGUACAAGGGCAGCAAGCGGACUCUACAGAGCAAUUACAGAGACACAUGCAUUUUACAGGUGUGACACUGUCACCAGUGCUGUCAUGAUGCAGUAUAGUCGAGACUUAAAGGGUCACCUAGCAUCUCUAUUUCUGAAUGAAAACAUUAAUCUUGGUAAAAAAUAUGUCUUUGAUAUUAAAAGAACAUCAAAAGAAGUUUAUGAUCAUGCAAGGCGAGCUCUUUAUAAUGCUGGCAUUGUGGAUCUUGUUUCAAGAAGUGAUCAAACCCCACCAAGUUCCCCUCUUAAGUCUUCAGAAAGCAGCAUGAACUGUGACAACUGUGAGGGUCUCAGCUGCCAACAAACAAAAGCCCUGCAAGAGAAGCUGCGGAAGCUGAAGGAGUCCAUGCUUUGUAUGGUGUGUUGUGAAGAAGAGAUAAAUUCAACCUUUUGUCCCUGUGGCCACACAGUUUGCUGCAAGUCCUGUGCUUCCCAGUUACAGUCGUGUCCCGUUUGCAGAUCUCGUGUAGAGCAUGUCCAGCAUGUGUACUUGCCAACCCACACCAGUCUUCUCAAUCUGACUGUGAUAUGAUCUAUGUACACAUUUCAAAUGCAUCGUGUACUCUUCAAACUGCACUAAUAAGAAAUGCAACCAUUGAUUGUGAAGAAGGCAAUCACUCUGGCACCUAUCCAUGAUCAAAAGCAAAAAAAAAAAAACCUGGAUUUUUUUAACAUAAAUAUUCUUUGUUCAGCAUGUCCAAAAUGGUUUGGGACGUCUUCUAAGAGUAGAAGUGUAAUUGAUUCAUGUUCUUUAAGGAAUGAUCCAUAAGUUUGUAGCACGGCAGUGUUGCCACAAAGCUUGGUAACCCUGGAGAAAUGUGGUGUAGACAUGCAAAUGUACCUGGUGAAAGCAAUGCAGCCUUUUCUUUUACAUGCUCUAAAUCCUUUUUAGCUCAGUUGUACUGUUUAUUUUAAUAGUAAGACUUGCUUUUACACAUACCAGUUUAGUAAGGCUCAUAGCUUCUGCUUUUAGUAAAUUGCUUUAAAGAGAUCUCUUUUUAAAAAAUUAGUUCUUAAGCUGAAGUUAUAAGGCUUCAAUUCAGAAUUCUGUUAAAUAGAAAACAAUUCUGAGAGAAUAGCUUUGGAAAGGGAGGACAAGAUUAUUAAUCUUCAAGUGUUGAGGGUGAGUCAGGAAAGUCUUGUGGUUGCCAGUGUCCUGUGGAAGCACUGCUAUGGCAGUUCAUUCACAGCUCUCAGUGGGCAGGGUACUCCCGAGUUUCCCACAGUCCACUUCUGGCUGGUGGUCUUGGAAGCGGCAGGGAACUGCCCUUCAAGUUGGCUUUAUUUUUGGAGACUGAUUUUAAACUAUGAAACAUGCACCAUUAAUCUUUAAGGGUUUUGUCUAAUUUUGAAUGCUUUCUUCAGUUAGCAUCUUUAGCAGGAAAUUACCUACCCAAUAAAGUGUUUUUGAUUUCCAACCCCUUACUUGGGCAUUUUGGCCUCUGGUUUCCUAGUGUCUUCUCCAGGGUACAGAGAGAACUGGAGACCAUAUUUGGGUGCAAUACUGGCUUAAUCAAAGCUAGAAAAGUACACUGUCACUUUACAGAAAUUCUCUGACUAUACUUUUCAUAUUGCCUUAAUGUAGCAGUAAUGUGUGUUUAUGCAUCUGUUUCUUUGCACAGACAUUUUGUCAAAAUAUUAAAACUCUACUUUUUUAUGACACAUUAGCAUAUAAACCUUACUCUAAGAGGGUAUUUAUUUUUUCACUUUGUAAAGAAAAUUUUGUUUCCUCAUGAAGCAAGAGCUUUGUCCUAUAUUGUAGGCAGCUUCUGUCUUUUUUAUAUUCAGAUUAAUAAAGGACUUUAAAAAAAUC